This is a messenger RNA of Penicillium taxi, 600 nucleotides long. RefSeq lists its product as uncharacterized. The transcript has 3 exons. The record is from RefSeq and is a predicted model, not a curated record. NCBI's taxonomy places the organism in Eukaryota, Fungi, Ascomycota, Eurotiomycetes, Eurotiales, Aspergillaceae. Bases 1 to 600 code for a protein of 199 amino acids.
AUGGGAUGGGGCGAACGACCAGCUCUUCUUAUUAUCGAUGUCUGCAAGGCUUACUGGACCGAGGGCUCGCCUCUAUCGCUCCUAGGCAAUCCGGCCGCAGAGUCAUCCCCAGAUUCCAUGAAGCGCUUGUUAUCAGCUGCGCGAGAAGGGGGAGUCCCCGUAGUGUGGAGCGAAGUCAAAUAUACAAGGCCUGACAUGGCUGAUGCCGGUCUAUUCUGGCUUAAAACGAAGCCGCUUAGUGUUUGGUUAAAGGGGGAUCCCAGAGGUCUGGCUGACUAUGUGGAGGGUCUCGAACCUGCUGUUGACGAUACGGUCGUUGUGAAAAAGUACGCUAGUGCUUUCUUUGGUACAACUUUGGCUACUGAGCUUCAGACACUUAAUGUUGAUACGCUUGUCAUCUGUGGUGUUAGCACCUCUGGAUGUGUCAGGGCGACUACUUUGGAUGCAAUGCAGCACGGCUUCCGGCCUAUGGUUGUUGGAUCUGCUUGUGGAGACCGCACGCCCGAAAUCCAAAAAUCUAAUUUGUUCGACUUGGAUGCGAAAUACGCCGAUGUGGUCUCAGAAGAAGAAGCCUUGAAAAAGCUAAGAAAGAAGUGGUAA